This is a messenger RNA of Adineta steineri, 741 nucleotides long. Lineage: Eukaryota; Metazoa; Rotifera; Eurotatoria; Adinetida; Adinetidae. The record is from the annotation of a GenBank genome assembly.
AUGACACUACGAUCAAAUCGAUCAAAAAUAGCCAAUUCUCCAUAUAUAAAAGAAAAACGUUCAUCAUCAGCUCAUUAUCAUUUUCAAUUAUCUCCAAGCACUAAUUAUAAUGAUAAUGGUGAACAUCAAUCUGAAACAGUAUUCGAUGAAUUGCAUUUGCAAGAUUCUCCUCAUGCAUUACAUAAAUAUCAACGACCUAUACUCGGUUUACAACAGUAUGAUGUAAAGGAACCAGCUAGUCAAAUCUUAAGACAAAGUGGAAUUUAUCGUGGUCCAGGAUUAACAACUGGCCAAAGACUAUACCUAUUAGAUAAAUGUCAUAUUUAUGAUAAUGAAGAGACGAAACGACGUCGUACAAAUGCUUAUUUACAAAUUUUAGCUAGACAAUUUGAAGGAGAUGCACGUUAUAAACCAGAAUUCCGCUUUAAUGAUCCACGAGAGUUUUUCAGUUAUACAAAAUUUAUAAAAACACCACGUCCAACAGCUCGUCCAGUCAAUACAGGUUAUUUUACACCUAGAAAUGCUCAUUCUUCUCGUCCAAGAACUGCCCAUAAUAAACAACAACAUUCAUAUACUCGUUCGAAUAAUUAUCUUGAUAAAAAUGAUUUUACUUAUACGUCAAAUUCAACAAAAGAAAAAAAUAGUACUAAUUCAUCACGCGCUAAUACUGGACAUGUUACUACUCAUCAUAUUCGUCAAGAGCCAAAAUCAGCACAAAGAAUUUCUGUUAAAUCAUCAUAA